AUGAGCGAAGCGGGAAAACUAGAAUCAACUGUAGACCUUUUUGAGAGCUGCCUAAGCUUUGCAGAAGAAGCAACUCAAUCAAUUGAUGCAGCAACAAAGGAAAAGCCGGACUUUGGAAUGCGACGCGUUUUUGAUGUGGUUUCAGAAUCUACACUCAAACAGAAAACACAACUCGUGGAUAACUAUAUUAAGCCCCAACUCGUGCAGGAGGUCAGAGAUCUUAAUGAGCUUGUGGAGCUAUACGAAAAGAAAAAGAAGAACCUCGAGAAACAACAUGAAGUUCUUCGUCUCAAGAUUGAAAAUGCCGAAUCAAGUUGA
Messenger RNA from Brettanomyces bruxellensis, 318 nucleotides. RefSeq lists its product as uncharacterized. Gene Ontology annotation, biological process: attachment of spindle microtubules to kinetochore. Bases 1 to 318 code for a protein of 105 amino acids. The transcript has a single exon. NCBI's taxonomy places the organism in Eukaryota, Fungi, Ascomycota, Pichiomycetes, Pichiales, Pichiaceae. Gene Ontology annotation, cellular component: spindle microtubule; DASH complex. The record is from RefSeq and is a predicted model, not a curated record.